Messenger RNA from Danio aesculapii, 4334 nucleotides. RefSeq names its product PMS1 homolog 1, mismatch repair system component (gene pms1). The transcript has 10 exons. NCBI's taxonomy places the organism in Eukaryota, Metazoa, Chordata, Actinopteri, Cypriniformes, Danionidae. Gene Ontology annotation, biological process: mismatch repair. Gene Ontology annotation, molecular function: ATP hydrolysis activity; mismatched DNA binding; ATP binding. Gene Ontology annotation, cellular component: MutLalpha complex. Bases 174 to 2342 code for a protein of 722 amino acids. The record is from RefSeq and is a predicted model, not a curated record.
CAGUAUUCAGUGGAUCACAAUGGACAGAUCGUCUCUCAGAAGCCAUCUCAUCUUGGCCAGGGCACCACGGUGUGUGCGGCAAAUCUGUUCAAGAACCUCCCAGUUAGACGGCAGUAUUAUUCCAACACUAAAAAAAUGUAAAGACGAGCUUAAGAGGGGUCCAGAACUUACUCAUGGCUUAUGCUGUAAUAAAGCCUGAGUUACGAGUCACAUUGAGCCACAACAAGGCUGUGGUCUGGCAGAAGUCCAGGGUGUCGGAUCACCGAACUGCCCUCAUGGCCGUGCUCGGAGCAGCGUCCGUAGCCAACAUGCUCCCCGUCCAGCAUCACCAGGAGCAACCAGAGAUCGCCAUCGAUGGAUUCUUUCCCAAACCAGGCUCAGAUUUUAAUUCCACCAGCUCCUCUACGACUGAUAAGUCAUUCAUCUUUGUAAACAGUCGACCUGUGCAUCAUAAAGAGAUGCUUAAGCUUAUCAAGCAGUAUUACACCAGUGCUCAGUCUAACAGUGAAUCCGUAAGCCGCCGAUAUCCCAAUUUUAUGAUGAACAUCACCUUACCGGCCUCAACUGUGGAUGUUAACCUGACACCUGAUAAAACCGAAGUGAUGCUACAGAAUAAGGAUGAAGUUCUGUUGGCAGUGGAGACCAUGCUGAUCUCUUUGUACGGUUACUCUAAUGGCGAAGAGAAUCUCAAAACUGCAGGAAAUCCCCCUGAUGUUACUUCAUUAGAUGUGCCUGAACAAGCCACCCCAGAUAUUAGUUUAAAGCACCCAGAACUGCCCGAGGAUUCUUCCUCAAAUGCAGAUAAACAGGAAGUUGAGCUCUCCUUGAGCAACACAGCAAACACCAGCUCUUCUUCGAUUUCGGAGGAUUGGGUGAUCAACAGAAGCUCAAGUGAUUUGGAAAGUAUUAAUUGCUCAUUACCUGCUGACGACGUGGUAAUGAACUCUACAGCUGAUCUGAACUCCAACUCCCCAAAGGCAUCGAAGAGUGACAGUGGUCCAGAGAGCCACAUAUCUGCUGAGAACUGGAGUGCGGGCAGGGCCUUCUCCAAUCAAAUCACUGGGGAAUACCUAGAACCUGUCAAACUGCACAUCCCAAAGGCAAACGAAGACCUUGGAGGAACUGAGGCCAAGAGUGUGAAGUCUAGCCCAUCUAAAAGGCCGUCUAACGUGAUUGUGGAGAAAAUGGCCAAGCUAACAGCCUACGAGCUGAUCAGCAACCGCUCCGUACGUCAGCCCUCGUCUGCCUUUUCGCUGUUUGAGCAAGACACCAGAUCGCAGGUCCUCCAGGAGAACCCAAAAGCCAGUCCUCAGGAUGUCACAGCUGCUGCGAAAGAGAGAUGGGAAAGCCUCGGGGAGGAAGACCGCAAGAAGUAUGAAGGCAAGGCCGAAAAGUCUCUGAACGCCUACAACCUUCAAAGGAAGAGGGCAGCGGAGGGAGGCAUCCAGUGUGGAGAGGGCAAGAAGCAGAUGAGUGCCGAGUCUCCAUUGAACAAAGCUCAAGGCGUGAAGCGCAAAGCCCCCCUCGCCAACCAGCAGGCCCUGGACAAACUCUUCUCCUCUCAGCCCUCCAGUAAAAGGAGCCCUGCCAAAAUCUCCAAACCCCUCCCGUUCACUAUCGCAACCCUCAAGCAGAGUCUUAACCUCCUCUCCGAGCAGAGCAGCUCAAGUGUGCAGGGCCUCAGGCUUGUAAACCGCUUGGCUUCUCACGGUGCCUGGGUCGUUUUAUGCGGCAGAAAGCUCAUGUUGUUGAACCCGUUUCGAGUGGAGGAGGCCUUGCUGUUUAAAAGACUUCUGGAGGAUAAUAUACUUCCAACCGUGAGGCUGCAGACCCCCAUACUGCUGACAGAUGGGGAGCUCGGUGGGCCAAAGUACAUGGAUAUCCUUCUGAACAUGAAGAAAGACGGUCCUUGCUUUAAUGGAGACAUCAGCUUUACUGAUCCUAGGCUUGUGGCAAACGGUUUUGAGAUUAGGAUGAUUUCAGGUCCGCAGUCUUCAGAGAGACAUGUUGAGGUGAUGGGCAUGGCCGACUGCAUGCCGUUCUUCGGGAUAGGAGACCUGAGGGAGAUUCUGCAGGCUAUAAAGGCCCGCGGUGCAAAAACCGUGGCGCAAUGUAGACCUCGCAAAGUCUCACACUACCUCGAGAGCGAGGCGGUGAGACUAGCAAGACAGUUACCUCUCAGCCUCUCCAGAGCCGAUGUUACAAACACACUUUGCCGAAUGCAACAGGAACUUCAAGAGGAAAGUCAGGUCUGCAUUCACAGGCGGCCAUUUUUUCACAAUCUGGUGACCCUUCCUGAAACCGAGCAGGAGGCUCUGCAGAUCAUGUCCGGUUCUCGGUAAAAAGGACUUCUAUACAAGGACCGCCAUUUCAUACACUAAUAUUAAUUGAUCAAUAUCCAGGCCAUUUGAAAUAAUAAAUGUUUUUCUAGAUGUAUUACUGUUAAAAAUCAGUGAGUGUUAAUCCCCAUACACUCCAGUCCAAUAUUGCGGUAUUAUUUUUCAUAUUGUAUAGAAAUAAAACAGCAGGUGUUAGUAAUUAUAAUUCAUUAUAUAGCUGCUUAAGUACACUUUUGACAGCCUCUUUACUUUUUAUGAAUGAUUUUAUGAGGGCAAAGCUAUGAUUUGAGUAUAUAUAUUAUUGCACAUUUGAGUUUUGAAAUGUAAACCACUUUUCUGUGUUUUUUCUGCUGUAAUUUAUUGUGGGAUAAUUGUUUUGGCAUUACUGCUAAGGAAAGAAAGGUUAAGCGUCCAACUUUAAAAGCGUGCCUUGUUGACUUCUGAUUAGAAAAGAAAACAAGCCAGAACUCCUGACCCCACAGCAGAUGCCGGUGAACCACAAAAUUGAAUGCAGUGUGGUUGUAAAUUCACUCUCCCCCAAAAAUCAGCACCUUAAAUGCUGAUCAUGAAAGCUGGCUCUAGGGGCCCAUAAAGCCCAGAAGAGAUGGGCUCUGGGGUUUGCCCAAAAGUGUGCAGUCGCAGUCAGGGACCUCCAAUUACCAGCUGAAAAUAAGCCUCAGAUGCUGUGAAGUUUUAACAGUUGCUCCCCUGUAGCCAUAUGGUUUGUGGUUUUCUAGUGUUUGAUCAGUUCCACGAACUGCAUUUUAACCAUUUUUGGGGGGGGUUCUUCAUCGAGGACAUGAGGGUACCAAUUGAAAUUAUAAUGCAUUAUUUUUACAUGGAAAGCUUCUCUGGUUUAUUUCUUAAAAAUAUAAACGCUGAAAUGCUGCUUUAUAGCAACAAUUGAGGUGUAGUUCAAAUUGAAAACAUCCCUAAAACUCCACAUGCACUACCUAACAAAAGUCCUGUCAUCGAUCCCAGUUGUAAGAGCAGCAAAUAAUAACUUGACUUCAAGUUGAUAACUUGGAAAAGUGUCAAAAGGUAGAUUUUUCAGAUGAAUCAUCUGUUGAACUCCAUCGCAACCAUCACAAAUACUGCGGAAGACCUGGAACCCAAAUGGACCUAAGAUUCUCAAAGAAAUCAGUCAAGUUUGGCGUCAUCAUGGUUUGGGGUUACAUUCAGUAUGGGAGAGUGCAAGAAACCGGCAGAGUGGAUGGCAACAUCGACAUCCUGAGGUAUCGAGAUAUUUGUGCUGCCCAUUACAUUACAAACCACAGGAGAGGGCAAAUUCUUCAGCAGAAUAGCGCUCCUUCUCAUACUUCACCCUCCACAUUAAAGUUCCUGAAAGCAAAGAAGGUCAAGGUGCUCCGGGAUUGGCCAGCCCAGUCACCAGACAUAAACAUUAUCGAGCAUGUCUUGGGUAAGAUGGAGGAGGAGGCAUUGAAAAUGAAUGUAAAGAAUUCUGAUGAACUGCAACAACGCUUUCUUUGUCAUUCCAAAUGACUUUAGUGAAGUUAUUUGAGUCAUUGCAGAGAUGUAUGGAUGCAGUCCUCCAAGCUCAUCGGAGUCAUACACAAUAUUAAUUCUUUCAUUGCAGCAUGACUUUAUAUUCUAUACUGUACAUUAUUUCUGUUCAGUGACAAGACUUUUGUCUAAGCAAAGUCAGACCUUACUGUCCUAAUUAAAUAAUUAAAAAUCAAGGCAUGAUUAUAUUUUAUUUUGAUAAAAUAAGCGUAAUCUAGAGGCCUUUACCUUUCAUUUAAGCCACUUCUGAUACCAAAUGAUCAACUAGAAAUCAAGUUAUUAUUUGUUGUUCUUAAGACUUCCUAAAAGUCAACAAAACUUUUGUCAGGUAGUGCACGCAUAUAAUACUGCUAUAUACUUUUUUAUGAUAUUGCUGUAAGUAUACAGUGGUGUGAAAAAGUGUUUGCCCCCCUUACUGAUGUUUGUUACACUUAUGUUUCAGAUCAUCAAAACAUUUGAAUACGAGUCAAA